Erpetoichthys calabaricus (reedfish) is the source of this 12561-nucleotide messenger RNA. RefSeq names its product ELKS/Rab6-interacting/CAST family member 1. The transcript is spliced from 20 exons. Gene Ontology annotation, molecular function: structural constituent of presynaptic active zone. NCBI's taxonomy places the organism in Eukaryota, Metazoa, Chordata, Cladistia, Polypteriformes, Polypteridae. Gene Ontology annotation, cellular component: cytoskeleton of presynaptic active zone. The coding region runs from base 550 to 3939 and encodes 1129 amino acids. Gene Ontology annotation, biological process: regulation of synaptic plasticity; maintenance of presynaptic active zone structure; neuromuscular synaptic transmission. The record is from RefSeq and is a predicted model, not a curated record.
GGUCCUGACGUCAUUGAAGCGCCCUGGCGAAGGGGAGCUAGUGGUGCUGGCAAGAGUGGAAAAAAAAAAUUAGGAUCUGCAAUUUUUAAGAGACAGCGACUACUGUUUGCGAACACUCAAAGAAUAAUCAGAUGCUAAACCAUCUACUGAUCAUCCAUGCAAACACCCAGAGGUGAUGAAACUAUCUUCAGCUUGGACAGUGGAUUAAUUAAGAAAAGGUCCUUCAACACUAGACUUAACAUCAGUGUAUUUUUUUGUGUAAUAAUCCUGGGUGCUGCAGUAAAGAAAAAAAGCACAAUAUUUCUAUAACUUUCUUUUUUUAAUAAGUAUCAUUUUGUUAGUUUUAGAGAUAGUAUUCUAAAAUAUAAUUUAAGCACAGUGACUAGCUUUUUUAUCUUAAUCAAAUAAAAAUCCUACUUAUUAAAGUAUUAUUACUGAUGUGCAUUGACUAAAUUAAAUGCAAUUCAGUUCAAAAGUAGGCAUUAUAAAUCUUGGGUGGUGACAUAGGUGGUGGAAAAAAAAGAAAGCUAGAUUUGUAAAUUAGUGAACAUGUAUGGCAGCGCCCGCUCGGUUGGGAAAAUAGACAACAACAGUGGAAGCAAUCAGAGUCCAGGCCGCUCCCCACGACUGCCUCGCUCUCCACGACUUGGUCACAGGAGGACCAAUAGCACAGGUGGAAGUUCAGGUAGCAGCGUUGGAGGAGGAAGUGGUAAAACAUUAUCAAUGGAGAAUAUUCAGUCAUUGAAUGCAGCCUAUGCCACCUCUGGACCUAUGUACCUAAGUGAUCAUGAAAGUGUAGGCUCUGACUUACCAAAAAGCACCAUGACCUUAGGACGUUCUGGUGGACGUUUGCCUUAUGGAGUGCGCAUGACUGCCAUGGGGAGCAGCCCAAAUAUUGCUACCAGCAGUGGACCAGGGGCUCCUGGUAAUAGUGGAGUGGCUAGUGACACUAUAGCCUUUGGAGAUCAUCACCUACCAGCAGUUAGCAUGGCUUCAACAGUGCCACAUUCUUUGCGACAAGCUCGUGACAAUACAAUAAUGGAUCUACAGGCUCAGCUGAAAGAGGUGCUCAGAGAGAAUGAGCUGCUCAGAAAGGAAGUAGAAGUUAAAGAAAGCAAAUUGAGCUCCUCAAUGAACAGUAUAAAGACUUUCUGGAGUCCUGAACUUAAAAAGGAGCGAGCCCUUCGCAAAGAUGAGGUUUCUAAGAUUGCUGUCUGGAAAGAGCAGUUUCGAGUUAUACAGGAAGAGACUCAGCAUUUACAGAUGACGAUCCAGGCACUACAAGAUGAGCUCCGAAUUCAGAGAGAUCUGAACCAGCUUUUCCAACAAGAUAGUAGUAACCGUGCAAGUGAACCACUAACUUCUGAGUUGACUGAGGAGAAUUACCAAAGAUUACACACUGAACAUGAAAGACAAGCUAAGGAGCUCUUCUUGCUACGCAAGACUUUGGAAGAGAUGGAACUACGCAUUGACACUCAGAAGCAGACUCUAGCUGCCCGAGAUGAGUCUAUAAAGAAGCUGCUUGAGAUGCUGCAAAGCAAAGGACUGUCUGCUAAAGCCACAGAGGAAGAUCAUGAGCGCACAAGGCGCUUAGCAGAGGCAGAAAUGCACGUCCACCAUUUGGAAAGCCUUCUUGAUCAAAAAGAAAAAGAAACUGCUGCUCUUAGAGAGGAACUCCAUCGUCGAUAUGAAGGUGCCCCAGAAUCUGCCAAGACUAAGGCUCUGCAAACUGUUAUUGAAAUGAAGGACACAAAGAUCAAUUCUCUGGAACGUGGAUUGCGGGAUCUGGAAGAAGAAGUACAGAUGUUAAAAUCAAAUGGUGCUUUGAGUACAGAGGAAAGGGAAGAAGAAAUUAAACAAAUGGAGGUUUACCGUAGCCAUUCCAAGUUCAUGAAAAAUAAGGUAGAACAGCUGAAGGAAGAGCUUAAUCAGAAAGACGCACAAGGGGAAGAGCUGCGAAAGCGGGUGGCUGGUCUCCAGCUUGAGAUUGACCAGGUGAAGCAGGAACUGUCUCGGAAAGAUACAGAAUUACUAGCCCUCCAAACCAAGCUUGAAACUCUGACUAAUCAGUUCUCAGACAGCAAACAGCACAUAGAGGUCCUAAAGGAGUCUCUUACUGCUAAAGAACAACGAGCUGCUAUCCUACAGACAGAGGUGGAUGCCUUACGUCUACGCCUUGAGGAAAAGGAAACCAUGCUCAACAAGAAGACUAAACAGAUCCAAGAGAUGGCUGAAGAAAAAGGCACUCUCAAUGGAGAAAUCCAUGACCUGAAAGACAUGUUGGAUGUUAAGGAGCGGAAGGUCAAUGUCCUGCAGAAGAAGAUUGAAAAUCUUCAAGAGCAGCUGAGGGACAAAGAGAAGCAAAUGACAAGUUUGAAGGAGCGGGUUAAGUCCUUACAAGCAGAUACCUCUAACACCGACACUGCUCUGGCUACAUUGGAGGAAGCAUUAGCUGAGAAGGAGCGCAUAAUUGAGAGACUAAAAGAACAAAGAGAUCGGGAUGAAAGGGAGAAGACUGAGGAGAUUGAGAACACUAAAAAAGAACUGAAAGAACUUAGAGAAAAAGUCAGCACACUGCAGGGAGAUCUGUCAGACAAGGAGACAUCUUUGUUGGAUUUGAAAGAACAUGCUUCUUCACUUGCUUCCUCUGGUCUCAAGAAAGAUUCAAAAUUGAAGAGCCUUGAAAUAUCAUUGGAACAGAAAAAAGAGGAAUGUUUAAAGUUAGAAAUGCAGCUUAAGAAGGCCCAUGAGGCUACAGUUGAAGCUCGUGCUAAUACAGAGCUCUCUGAGCGAAUUCAUGCACUGGAGAAAGAAGUGGCACGGUACAAGGAAGAAGCCAGCAAAUCACAAGCUGAGGUGGACAGGCUACUAGAAAUCUUGAGGGAAAUGGAAAAUGAAAAAAAUGACAAAGAUAAGAAGAUACUGGAACUUGAAAGGCAGACGAAAGAUCAGAGCAAGAAGGUAGCUAGUCUGAAGCACAAAGAGCAAGUUGAAAAGAAGAAGAAUGCUCAACUGAUGGAAGAAGCUCGUAAGCGAGAGGAUAAUAUAAACGAAAGUUCUCAACAGCUUCAGGACUCCUUACGCAUGAAAGAUGACCGAAUUGAAGAGCUAGAAGAAGCCCUAAGAGAAAGUGUUCAGAUCACCGCAGAACGGGAAAUGGUUCUUGCACAGGAGGAGGCUGCAAGGUCUCACGCUGAGAAGCAGAUGGAGGAGCUUUUAACUGCCAUGGAGAAAGUCAAGCAAGAACUUGAGUCCAUGAAAGCUAAACUGUCUUCUACGCAGCAGUCUCUGGCUGAGAAAGAAUCUCAUCUAACCACACUUCGAGCAGAGCGUAGGAAACACCUGGAGGAGGUCCUAGAAAUGAAGCAGGAGGCCCUGCUGGCAGCCAUCAGUGAGAAAGAUGCAAACAUCGCCCUACUUGAGCUGUCAUCAUCCAAGAAGAAAAAAACUCAGGACGAAGUGGCUGCACUUAAAAGAGAAAAAGAUCGGCUGGUACAGCAGUUGAAGCAGCAGACUCAGAAUCGAAUGAAAUUGAUGGCUGAUAAUUAUGAAGAUGACCACUUGAAGUCCAGUUCACAUUCAGACCAGACCAACCACAAGCCCUCUCCUGACCAGAUCAUCCCCCCACUUCUAGAUCUCUACCAGAACCACAGUAAACUGAAGCUGUAUAUUGGACACCUGACCUCACUAUGCCAGGACCGUGACCCCCAGAUUCUUCAGGGACUGACCCCACCCACCUCUUAUCAUCAUGAAAACAGAGCAGCUUGGGAGGAGGAGCUGCAGAAGAUGGGUCUAGAACAGUUGGAAGCUGAGCUAGAAAAAUGUGAGAAGGAAAGCACAGAGCUUCAAGAAUAUGCCAAUGCCAUCCUCCAGCAGAUAGCCGACCACUGUCCUGACAUUCUGGAGCAAGUUGUUAAUGCUCUGGAGGAGUCGUCCUAGUUCUUCUCACAUCAAGACCGCAAGAAGCCCCGUUUUCUAUUUUGUGCCCUCCUUCACUCUGUUUCCUCAUUUUGUAGACUGUUGUAAUAUUUGGGUCAGUAUUGCAGCUGGGCUAACGCUGUGCAUGUGUGAGUAUUCGUAGAAAAAUGUAGAGUGUAGGGCAGACUGUUAUUUACUCAGAUCCAAAUAAAUAAUAAUGCAGCCAUGGAUGCUUGGAUUGGCAAGCAAUAACUGCAUACUUGCAGCUGGAUGCAAAAAUCAAAAUGCUGAAAUCCUCUGCCUCUCAUUAGGACAAAGGUUGACAAUACUGGCCUAGCAAGGUGGUUUUCUUCUUUACUUUUGUUUUGACUAUCCUAUAGAUGAUUUUAGCAAGUAAAUUAUUUAAUACAGUCUUUAUUAAAACAGAGAUAGUUUAAACAAAUUUGGAGCAAACCUCCACCCUGCAGACCUAAGGAGCUGUUCAACAGACACAAACACAUUCCCAGUGUCCACACAGCAGUCUUUCUGCUUAAACACAUAAAGCCGUUUAUGUAGUGCAGACAUGCUUAAUUAUGUGACAUAGGACUUUCAAUUAACAUGUAUAAAUCAGUCAUUAUACUUAUCAAAGACCAUGACUGGUUAUUUAUUUGGUAUAUUGUUCAUAGUAGGACAAAAUACUUUUAGCCCCCAAAAGAAGGCGUCUAUGUAGACUAGGAUCUCUCUGUCAUGUGAAAGUGCCACCUAGUGAUGUGUUGAUGGCAUUCCACGUUAAAGUUAAACCAAAACAAACCACAUCUGGGGAGAAGUGGCCAGAGUUGUCUGUUUAUGGGGUAUGUCACCUGGAGCUAGGACUUCAUCUAAAACAUGUGGACCACCAUAGAGGUCUGUGGCUGUAAGUUAACAUUUAUAUGGAUGUCUUCUACUGGGCACUGCUAUUUCCCACACAUCAACCAAUAUAAAACUUGGUGUUUGUUAAUGGAAAACUAGAAGACAAAUAAUAUAAUGAGGAUUAAUAUGAGGAAUUUUUCAGCUCUACCAGCACUGAAAUAUAGGUGCCACAUUUGCUCAUUUUGGAGCGUUUUUGUUCCAUUGUGAAUAAAUAAUAAUGUUCUAUUGAAAAUAAAGUUACAUGUCCUAUUGUGGCAUGGCCCUUAUGGAGCAUAUGCAGUGAGAAUAAGAGCCUGCACGCAUGCUUGUCUAGUCCUGGAUUGCAGUUGGAGAGACACAUGGGUAACGUGCUUGCAUCUGUCUGAGGGGGCUGGAGCCAGUUAGAGAGGCAGUGGAUGGCAGUCUGGGAUUAAGCCAUCCUACCCACCUUGUCAAAGCGACAGCCGAUUUCCUUUGCACUCAUGAAAGCUUAUCUAAGUAGCUGUGUGUCACCAGCAUUCAUUUCAUUGCAGUUCUGGUUAGAUGGUACCUACAAGCGUCUAGGGGCUACAAAAAUAACGCCAUUAGUCUUUUUUCUGCCAGUUUGGGGGCUUUUGUUCACGUAUGAAAUGUGACAUGCAAGAAGUGAUGGGAUUGUAAAUGGCUAUAAGAUGCUGUGUAAUUUAUUACUUACUGAACAUGUUAAAGCAUUAUCUGAAUGACAAAAUUGCAGUAUCUACAGAUGAAAAAAAAGCCUGGUAUCUUUUUCAACCAGGCAUACUUCUGAAAAAAAUGCCAUUAAGGGUUUUGCUGCUAAAUUCUCAUUGAGCUUUGAUCCGUUACUUUUUUUUUUCUAUAAAUAUAUAUAUAUAUAUAUGUUAAGAGUUACACAUUUUGCAUAUAUUUACAUAUUGCUACUCCCUCUCAUAGCUCUUGGCAUGGACUUUCUUUUGUAAAUAGGAACUGUUAGUUGUUUUAGGUAGCUUAACUUUUAUAACAGGCACUUUAUUUAAAACAAAAACUAUAGGAGUAGGAAGGAGCCUAAAAAGUGCUAACAUAUGAUUGGUUAUCCUAUAUGAAAGGUUUCCUGAUAUCCAAAGUACACAGUGUACUUGACAUGUACAUUACAGGCCAUGGUAGCAAUAACUUCGUUUCCUUUUUGUCCUAUAAAAGUUCAUUUCAAAGAGCGGCCUGAUUUGGGUUCAAGCACCAUGUCUGGUAAGAGUGUUUAGCAAAGGUCCCAAAGGAAUAGGACAGUUUUCAAGCACUAUCCUGUUAUAAAUGGGUGUCUGCCCAAACCUCUCUUCUAAUGAGUAGGCCACAUUUGAAAUGGUAUUGAGUGACAGUAAAAGGCUUUAAGCUAUCUGUCUGUCUAUCUGCAGAUAGAAAUGCUUACGCUUUAUUGGCCAUUUCCCAGUAAUUUAACAGGAAGAUUAGAAUUGCGGAAUGGUCAGGCAAAGAUCACCUGUUAGCAAACAAACAUACAGUAUUUCCUGAAAUGUGUUAACACAGAUACCCAGGCAGAUAGGUGAUGCAUGAUAAUAAAAGAAUCAGCUCCAGUGAUAUCACUGAAAUAAAAGGAGCCUUUGAAAUUUAUUACACCCGUGCUUAUCACCGGCAUUCCACAUUCCUCUGUCUAAUAAACACAUAAUGGUGUUUUGAUUGCCCAAAUCACUGUGAUUACAUUGAAUAGUACAGGUUCUAUUUGUGACUGUGCUUAAGUUAAUCUUCAGGGGACAAAGCCAUCGACCCCAAGACCCAGUUCUCUCAUUUUCUGCCUACACAUCCUAGUGGGAGUCAGAGAACGCAAACAGGAUGAGCACCAAUGGCCACACUUCCCAGUCACCAGCAGGAGAUUCCCACUCCUACUAGAGAAAUGACACCUUUCCAAAUUCAGCGGAUAAUAUGUAAAGUCACAUUCACUCCGAUUUGAUGAAAAUGGAAAGGUAUUUGUCAGCCAGAUUUUGAUCUGACAAAAAGCAGAUAAUCCCUCCACUCCCCCAAAUGUUAUUUUCUGCCUCCAGAUUCAGUGGUGUGCUUCUAAGACAUUUUUGGUAAUUUGAAAAAUUGUAAAGUGUUGUUUAUGGACUAAUCCAUUUUUGUGACUUCACUGUCUUUAAAUAUAUUCAUUUCAGUAAAAUCUGCACUCAUCUCAGAAGCCUUCAAAUGAAAAGAGCAUCUUAAAACACUGACAGCAGCUGAGGUGUAUGGUUUGCUCAGCUAGUGACCUGUUGUUAAUUAUGUUGUGUCAUCCAUAUCAAAGAACAGGUGCGGAGUACAGAAUUUAUCCACAAUCUCUCGUUUGCACAUGGCAGCAGCAGGAACCUAGCGUGAGGUGAUGGUUUAUCAUAUUAUAUAUUAUAAUAAUAAUAUAUAUUUAUAGAAUGUGGGGGUCAAUAAUGGCUUAACAAAUAUAGUCAACAAGUUGCUGACAAGCAUCCUAUACAUCAAAAACACAAUCUCAAGUAGUGGUUUUGCGUGUUGUUUUCCAUUAAAUCUCCUUAUAUUCAGAUUAUGGAGUGGAAGCCAUCAACCAAGCCCAGUGCAUGAAAGUGAGCAGUGCUUGUAGGCUUCCAUGAAUCGUCUUUUUUAAAUCAUCAGGAUGAGAUCAUAUCGUCCAGUAGCUAGUUGCUAUGUACUUCUUUCAUGACAAGCAGUGGAAAACAUUCCACAAUGACUUUAUUGCCAGUAAUAAUCAUUCUAAAUGUGAAUGUAAGAGUCAAAGGUACUUUGUAAAAACUAACAAGAGGAUGACUUCUUACAGUUUACAGCCUUAUCGUGUGAAGAAAGAUUAUCCGAAGGAGAUUGGUCACACUGUUUAAAACAAGUUCAAGUCGCUCCCCUUCUUAGUCAGUCAGGACUUUGAACCAUUCUCCUCCCUGGCCAUGGAGUUGUUGGUAUCUCCUGCCUAAAUGAAGUUCACAUCUGCACAUACUGUAUGUUACUUCAACAUUUAAAUUCAUGUAAAGGUUCCUGCCCGGAAAAAAAACCUAAAAGUGAUGAGUUAUUAAAACGCAAACAUUUGUAUUUCUGUAUUAUUUGACUAAUUGUUUAUUCAAGUGUACCACCCAGUACAGUUUUGUUUUUCUGUAUGUCUUGGCUCAGAUGUUUUCAAGCAGUGACAGUUUAUUACACUAGUCAUGUUGUUUUAUUGCACUGGUAAUGUCAUUUGUUUGGAGAAGUUUAAAAUGACUACUGCUCAAUUAUAUCUAAUCAACCUGUCAAAUCCUGCAGAAUUUAGGCAAUUAAAUCCUGGAGUCCAUUGAAGAAUUCUGGUCUCCAUAGACACACAGAGGACACGUAGGUGUGUGACCUUUGACCCUCUCCUCUAUGUCUCAUUCGUCUGUUGUAAGGCCAGCUCUUGCUAGCAUUUCUUUUCUCCCACCAUAAGUUUUUUUUUUACAUGAAUAUUCCCCUUACAUACAACGCCCUUUAUCCUUCCUUCAUUUUUUUUUGCAAGAUGGUGAAUCAUUCUCCUUUCAAUGCAUGGGCCUUAAAUGAAACAAAUUUUAUUUAAUGUGCUGCACCAAGUGAAAAAAGCAUUUAUGCUACCCGAUAUCAAAGGAAGUACAGGUCACCAUUUAUUAAACAAGAUUGCUGGAGGUUUUAUGGUGUGUAAGGCAUUUGGACAAAGAACCAUUCAUUGGCACUGCUCUUAAAUACUUUGCCAAAGCAGGGGGAAAAAAGCAAGCGAAAAACGACCGCUGUUUCAGGCAGCCAUAUUAUCCUGAACUUUCCCUUUUCUACGUUUUUUCAGAUCACUAGAAAUUGGCACCAUUUAAGGCUAAUGAACAUGACUCAGUCACAGGAACGCAUCUUGCUUUGUUCUUUGAAAGGGAAACGCUGGUGUGCCUUAAACGGACCAAAAAAAAAUCUGAAGUCCAUUUACAGCGUAUUGUCCAUUUCAUGCUAGACAUCUCCACUUAUACUGUGCCAUUAUUUAGUGGUGCAGGUUCUAAUGAUCAGAAACACAAAAAAUAAUACAAAUACUCUAUUUGCUGAAGAAGCUACCAGAAAUUCCUAGGAUUAAAGAGAGCAUGUACAAUAUAAUACUUGUUCCUCUUAAAUUUAAAUGACUCAGAGAAGCCAACAUUAGGGUUUUGGAUGUUAUUGAUGAAUGUUAUCAGUAUCUUUGUUUUAGUUUAUUUAUCUAUGUAGGGUGGUAUAAGAGUGAGUUUGUAUGUUCGUCUACAGGAGAUUUCUCUACUUGUAUCCUGAAUGAGGGCAGGUCAGAUUAACAGCCCAGCACGUGUUUAGUGGUGUACUGGCAUUCGCCCUGGGGCUUACCUUGUCUCACACCAAAUGGGGAGGGGGGGGGGGGGGGGGGGGUGAUCGGAGACCACACUUUUAUUAAAAAAAAAAACAGUAGCAGCCCUGGGUGGAGGGCAGACACACAAUUUAGAAUGUUUGAUUUGGGUUCAAAUGAACGUCUUUGGAGCAUGGGAGAAAUCUGACAGACUAGAAAAACAUGCAAACUCGACACAUCCUGUGCCCAUGCCAGAAACUGAAUGUGGCUAAUUUGCAGUAUGCCUGCUUGAAUAUGUAACACUGUCAGCAAAUGGAAUACUUCCUUUGGUGCUUUAGGAAAACAAAUAAAAGUGUUAUAAAAUGGACUUCAGGGGUUUUACAGAGGUCAAUAGUUAGUAGUCCAUGAAGUUGCUCUCUGGUGCUAUGGUCUUUUAAAGAAAGGGGUAUUAAAAAAAUGCCACCUUUGUGCCAGGUCAAGUCCCACGUCACUUAAAGCCAUUUGUCAGCACUGAUGUGGCACAUAUGGGCAUCUGUCUGUCUGUUACAUAUACAGCUUCAGCAAAGGGUUCUUAAAUGUUGUUAAUGUGACAUCCCAUUGGGAGGAUAAUUAACCUGAUGUUGUGAAUUUGAAUCUCACCCAUGAGCCGGUGUUGUGUCUCAAUGGUCCAUAUUUCAGACCGCAUUCAUCACUUCAAUAAGCUGCUCUCUGGUUUGCUUUUUUGUAUGUAAAUUCUUUCAGGAGAGACCAACCCUGUCUAGUAGUUGGCUAGUCUCGAAUUUUUAUAUUUUACCAAAAAAAAUAAAUCAGGAGCAGGCCGCCAAGAAAUUAGUAGUGAAUACCACUAGACAGAUGUACAUGCAUAUUCAAUAUACAUAUAUAAAUAUAUAAAAAUAAAUAAAUGAAUAUAUACAGAGAAAGAUCUUUAGAUAGCUAGAUGUAGAUUCUAUUAUAAGCUUCUGCACAGAAUGUCAAAGGGGACAGAAGAAAUCCUUCUGAACAUAAAUGGUUUAAAAAAAAAAAAAAAAAAAGUCCUUUUCAACUGAAUUUAAAUGUCAAAACAACGUGUAAAACUGGCAUUUUGAAACCGAUCUUGUGUGUUUGAUAAGUACUGUAACUCUGUACUUGGUAUCUAUAUUUUUUAUUUUGUUCAACAGCCUGGUGAUGACGAUGUUUGUGUGAUUCUGAGGCUGCGAUAGUAAAACUAAAAUGUGUUUUUAUAUUAACAGAAUUCAAAAUGACAAUAGUGUGUCAGAAAGAGACGAGCUCCAUACCCACACUGUUUUAGGACUGCUACUUGGCAAAGACAUUUUCUUUUAAAGCUGAACUGCCAUCUUUGUUGGGAUUGCUGGUAAAGAAAGAAAAAAAGAAUUAACUGUUGUAUUUUUUCCCUGCCAUUAUGCCCAUUUAACUAAUAUACUGUGUAUAUAUAUAUAUUCCAAAAUAAUGCUGAUGAAAUGUUUCACUAGACAACCCGUAGUGUAUCAUUUGUAGUCCAUCCACAGUACUCUGAAAAUUGUACUUUGAACAGCUGACGAUGCCACAGCCAUGAAAAUGACGCUAAACAAAGGUGUGGCAGCCGUUUUUUGUUGUUUUUUUAAACUCUGAAUUUUCCUCUUGUCUCCCAUUAUGGUUGUGGACAAUGUUUGUGCUUUCUUCUUGAUGUGUUUUACACAGUUAAACUACACUCAACAUAAGUCGAAUGUUCGGCUUGCGCCGUGUAAAGUGUUCUUCACGGGAGGGAUGCUUUUUGGUUUUUGAACCGAGAGAAACUCUGACGUUGCGCAGAACAGCAACACCUUGACAUGCCAUCCUAGUUGUCCCCAGUGGGUCAUGUCAGAGUGAAGGUGACCACAUGUGCAAGUGUACAGCCUGCUGCUAUGAGGGGGGGGCAUCAGAACACUCUCAGUGCUCCACUUGUCCUUGCAGACAUUUGUCUGGCCUGGUCACCUUCUGGAGAAUAAGCUUCACUAACAGUAGAAACAGGAGAAGACAUCAGAAAUUGCAGACACAAUCUCUAAUGCCACUGUCUUUUAAUGACUAAGAUAAUAAAUUAGGAUAAAACCGGCAGCUCAGCAUUGUUGUUCAACGUCCAGGCACAAUGCUGGGCCGCUGCUGUUCAUUUCUGUUUCAGUGAGAAGGCCACAGGCUCCUGCAGAUUCACUUUAGGUGGACAUACCAAGCCCUGUACACAUUUUACACUUGAGUUCAAUUCCUAGCCUGGCCCUGGUGCACACACGGCUUGUUCUCCUGCUGUCCUUGAGGGAUGACACACAAAGCCAGGCAGUGGCAUAGCUGGAGAGUCUAAAACAUUGUGGCCAGGCAAUAGCAAAGGCAGGCUCAGAAAAUGAAUGGAUGUGUUAGCCACUGCUGCCAAACAUACAUGACCUGUCCCCUUCAAAAGUGGCAUAGUGGUCUUUCAGAGGGAGCUAGCAGUUGUCAAAAUUUAUCAUCCUGCAUGAAGCAGUUCCUCACCAAAAUUCUGGUCCAUUUCACACUUUUACAACAACAAAAUUGCUCCUAGUGGAAAGGUGUACAAGUAAUAUUUUAGGAGGACAUCCAUUUUCUUAACCCUGUAAUUCCAAGUCGGGGUUCACAGAGACAGCAGCAGACACGAGGUGGGUGCCAACCCAAGCAGUGCUAUAAAGAAUAGUUUUUUAAUUUAACAUUAUCUUCUCAUUACUUCUAAAGUCCUGCUUUCAAUAAAUUUCCAUUAAUCCUCCACAGCCUCCCCCUAUUAAAAGCUGCGCUGUGCUGGAGCUUUGACUCCUCAUCUCUGUGCACUUGACAUGUUCUGCCCGGGUGUCCUGACGACUUGUGGGUCAACUUAAGCAGCCUGUUUGAACUGAGCAAAUGGCUGAACAUGUGCACAGCUGUCUGUCUGACAACACCUCCUGCUGCUGCCGCCACCAGUGGCUGGCAAUGGGGGGGGAAAACUUGCUUGGCCACUAGUCAGGAGGAAUGCUUCAGAAGUAGGGAGUUCAUUUUAUACUUGACUCGUGUGGUCCUUUCUCCUCCCGUUCACAUUAGCAAACAGCUAAGGUCAUCAAGCAGGAGUCCAGCAUGAGCCUGUCCACUUUACUUGUCACCAACCUGCAGCAUCAGAAAGAGUUUAGUACCUGCUUCUUUAGUGAGCCAGUCCCGCGCCGAGUGUCUUUCACAUUCACAAUAGAUGCUAAUUUGUAUAAAGAGCGGGUCUUUGCCAUUUCAUCCUAAGUAAUGAGCACAAGGCUUAGUCGACCUUGUCCAUUACCCAGCACACACCUGCCCAGGACUUCUCCUUUCCUAUUUGGCCUCAGUGUAUUUCUCUACUAGCAAUCCUACUGUCUGUGUCUUAAGGGUCCAUAUUGUUUGGGUAUACUUUUUUAUAUUUACAAAAACAAAAGGUGUGGAGCACUCAGUCACAUUUUUUUUGCAAUUAAAAUUACUGCCUUUAUUCAUCUGUGAUAAAACUCUGGAAAUUUCCUGUAUAAAAUGACAUUGUAUUGUAUUCAUCUUGGCCUUUGUACAUAAACACUAAGUUAUCAGUC